Molecule: messenger RNA, 4099 nt
Organism: Equus quagga
Lineage: Eukaryota; Metazoa; Chordata; Mammalia; Perissodactyla; Equidae
Gene: CSNK1A1
Product: casein kinase 1 alpha 1
Exons: 11
Coding region: 518-1615 (365 amino acids)
Biological process (GO): peptidyl-serine phosphorylation; signal transduction; negative regulation of canonical Wnt signaling pathway
Cellular component (GO): nucleus; cytoplasm
Molecular function (GO): ATP binding; protein serine/threonine kinase activity
Source: RefSeq, a predicted model, not a curated record
CCUCUCGCUGCCGACCCUCCGGGGCGAGCGCCCGAGAUCCCUUUCCCAGAGUGCUCCGCGCCGUGAAGAAGCGGCUCCCGGGGACUGGGGGCAUUUUGUGUUGGCUGGAGCCGGAGUAACAAGAUGGCGGCGUCAGCGGAGUGACAGAGGUCCCUCCGGGCGGGAGCCGGCGGCAGCGGUGACAGUGGUAUCGCUGCCCUAACACACCGCGCUCCUUUUCCGGCCCGCGAGGGCGCCGCGAAAGCGAGGCCGCGGCGGCCGCCCAGAAAUAAGUGGCCCGGCCUGGUAACCGAAAGAACCUCCUCACAGACUGCGGCCUGGCCAGGGAAGCCUGACUGAGCGGCGGUGACCGGCUCGCCUCGGCCGAUUCUGGGCCCUGUAACGCCGAGAGAGCCGACGGUUUCCGUUUCCUGCCGCCCUCCUCCGCAGCCUCGCUCCGCGCCCGGGCCUCAGAGGCCUCCGUCCUCCCCUCAGAGGUGUCGGGGCUUGGCCCCAGCCUCCAUCUUCGUCUUUCAGGAUGGCGAGCAGCAGCGGCUCCAAGGCCGAGUUCAUUGUCGGAGGGAAAUACAAACUGGUACGGAAGAUCGGGUCUGGCUCCUUCGGGGACAUUUAUCUGGCGAUCAACAUCACCAACGGCGAGGAAGUGGCAGUGAAGCUAGAAUCUCAGAAGGCCAGGCAUCCCCAGUUGCUGUACGAGAGCAAACUCUAUAAGAUUCUUCAAGGUGGGGUUGGCAUCCCCCACAUACGGUGGUAUGGUCAGGAAAAAGACUACAAUGUGCUAGUCAUGGAUCUUCUUGGACCCAGCCUCGAAGACCUCUUCAAUUUCUGUUCGAGAAGGUUCACAAUGAAAACUGUACUUAUGUUAGCUGACCAGAUGAUCAGUAGAAUUGAAUAUGUGCAUACAAAGAAUUUUAUACACAGAGACAUUAAACCAGAUAACUUCCUAAUGGGUAUUGGGCGUCACUGUAAUAAGUGUUUAGAAUCUCCAGUGGGGAAGAGGAAAAGAAGCAUGACUGUUAGUACUUCUCAGGACCCAUCUUUCUCAGGAUUAAACCAGUUAUUCCUUAUUGAUUUUGGUUUGGCCAAAAAGUACAGAGAUAACAGGACAAGGCAACACAUACCAUACAGAGAAGAUAAAAAUCUCACUGGCACUGCCCGAUAUGCUAGCAUCAAUGCACAUCUUGGUAUUGAACAGAGUCGCCGAGAUGACAUGGAAUCAUUAGGAUAUGUUUUGAUGUAUUUUAAUAGAACCAGCCUGCCAUGGCAAGGACUGAAGGCUGCAACAAAGAAACAAAAAUAUGAAAAGAUUAGUGAAAAGAAGAUGUCCACUCCUGUUGAAGUUUUAUGUAAGGGAUUUCCUGCAGAAUUUGCCAUGUACUUAAACUAUUGUCGUGGGCUGCGCUUUGAGGAAGCCCCGGAUUACAUGUAUCUGAGGCAGCUAUUCCGCAUUCUUUUCAGGACCCUGAACCACCAAUAUGACUACACAUUUGAUUGGACAAUGUUAAAGCAGAAAGCAGCACAACAGGCAGCCUCUUCAAGUGGGCAGGGUCAGCAGGCCCAAACCCCCACAGGCAAGCAAACUGACAAAACCAAGAGUAACAUGAAAGGUUUCUAAGCAUGAAUCAAGGAACAGAAGAAGCAGUGCAGAUGAUUGGAGCAGCAUUUGUUUCUCCCCAAAUCUAGAAAUUUUAGUUCAUAUGUACACUAGCCAGUGGUUGUGGACAACCAUUUACUUGGUGUAAAGAACUUAAUUUCAGUAUAAACUGGCUCUGGGCAGCAUUGGUGAUGCUGUCCCGAGUUGUAGCCUCUGUAAUUGUGAAUAUUAACUGAGAUAGUGAAACAUGGUGUCCAGUUUUCUAUUGCAUUUUUUCAAGUGGAAAGUUAACUAAAUGGUUGACACACGCAAAUUGGUGGAGAAAUCGUGCAUAUGCCAAUUUUUUGUUAAAUCUUUUAUUUUGAACUAUACUGCUUUGAGAUCUCAUUUCAGAAGAACGGCAUGAACAGUCUUCAGCCACAGUUGUGAUGGUUGUAAAUGCUCACAAUUGUGCAUUCUUAGGGUUUAUCCAUCCCUGGGGUUUGCAAGUUGUUCACUUAAAACAUUCUUAAAAUGGUUGGCUUCUUGUUUGCAAGCCAGCUGAUGUGGUAGCAACCAAAGAUUCCAGUGUUUGAGCAUAUGAAAGACUCUGCCUGCUUACCUGUGCUAGAAAUAACAGCAUCUAAAGUGAAGACUUAAGAAAAACUUAGUGACUACUAGAUUAUCCUUAGGACUCUGCAUUAACUCUAUAAUGUUCUUGGUAUUAAAAAAAAAAAAAGCAUAUUUGUCACAGAAAUUUAGUUAACAUCUUACAACUGAACAUGUAUGUAUGUUGCUUAGAUAAAUGUAAUCACUGUAAACAUCUAUAUGAUCUGGGAUUUUGUUUUUAUUUUGAAAUGGGAGCUUUUUUGUUUACAAGUUCAUUAAAAACUAAAAACUGUUUCUGUAAGGAAAUGAGAUUUUUUUUUAAACAACAAAAAUGCCUUGCUGACUCACUAUGAAAUCAAAAUCUCCCCAAUUUUUUAAUAGACUACUUCAAGCCAUUUGUUACAUGAUAUUCCUUUCCAAAUCAUUUUAGAUUUAGUGUUAUACCUUUUCUUCAAGUUUUUUUAUUUAAUUUUUUUUGGUCUGAAGGGGAAAGGCAUUCUUUCACUUUUCUUUUUUUAAUGACGUGUGGGCACAAUACCUAGUGCUGAGGCUACCAGCACCUGGUAUUGUAAUUCCUGCAGCCUCAGACUAACAGCUGGACUGAUUUUGAAUAAGAAUGAAAGCGUUAAAGGGUUUAACUGUAAAACGAAGUUUUUCUUUUAAAUUCCUUGUUAAUUGGCUUUGAUCAGAUUGAUUCUUAACCCUGGAGAGUAUCACACCUGUGAGGUUCAUGUGACACUGAACCCUCCCUGGCUCCCACCCAUUUCUGUAAGUUAUUGGCGCUUCCUUUCUCAGUCAUAUAUGAGGCUCUGUUCUCUUUCUGACCCAAGAGAAAGAAAAACUUAUUGACGGUAAUUCUUUAAGUAAUGUAAUUUAUUCAUUUAUAGCAUGUCAGGAUAAAUUAAAAGAACUUUUGUCUCAAAAUGCUGCCAGAAACCUAUUGUUAAAUGUUGGUAUUUUGUAAAAUAACUUUGACACGUGUUUGGUCAGAUUGUGUCAAGUUUAAUUUGUUUUAUUUUCUUUCCUUUUUUCAUUUGAAAACUACUUUAGCAAUAAUUAAUUCCAUGAUUAUCACAUCCUGCCAUUAAAGCAUAUAUUAGCACCAUCAUACUGCAGAAAUCUUAAUGAGUAUGAACUUUUGGGGGUAGGCAGCUUCUUUGUUUCUUUUCUAUCCACUCAUGUCAGUUAAGGUAUUUGUUUCUUGACUAAUAAACCCUUUGAUACUUUUAGCCAGAAAUCAGUCUCAUAAAGCUAUUUUUGAGUAUAGUUUGUGUAAAAUAAAAAUGUUUAGCUUUGGUAAUAACUUUUCCAAGCUGAACUCCCUCUAGCAAGAUAUUUUUCAGUGCUUUUAUUUACUAUGCACUUAGACUAUGCACUUUUUCUGAAAUAUUUUUGUAACACUUAACUUUUUUGUAUUUUUGCCAUUUGAAAAGGUUGUGGUGUAGUUGGUCUGUAAUUAAGUUGCAGAUUUAAAACUGCUGUUAGCUUUGUAAAUCAAAAUAUAGUGUUUUUGUCCUGGUAUAUCAUCAUUCCAUCUGCAGCUGGAGUUGGAAUCCCAUUGAUCUUCUAGCUACCAUUCAUUUUCUUCACAGUUCACAAAAGAAGAAUGUGAAAUUCAGUGAAUGCUGUUACUAAUCCUGUCGGGAGAUGAAUCUCAUUUCACCAAAAUUAAUUAUGUUUUUCCACUAAAAUGAUGAUACAAGUUGAAGACACAUCACUCUGAAAUUGGAAGACCUCACCACUUAAGGCUCCGCAGUGGCUUACUCAGCUGAACUCUAGGUUACUACUCUUUACUUUGUUCACCCAUUGGGGGUGCAGUUUUUUUAAAUGUUGGAGAUGGCCAUUCUAACUACUGUUGAAUGUCUCUGUUUUGGGAAGGUAUAACAAGAAAAUAAAAAAGAAUAUAUAUGAAGGGAA